AUGGCAACGGACGCCGGGUUCUGGACUCCGCGGGCGGCGCAUGGCCUAGCGGCCACCUCCGCAACUCCCAUGGAGGUCUGUGGCGACUCGGCGCCCGAGACCGAGGAAUGCUGGAGGAUUAUCAGGAAUCUCGAGUCCACUCUUGAACAAUUUCGGCUCAGUCCCAGAUUUACCAUUUCAGAUGAUUUGAAGGUUGGCUUUUUCAGCACAGACCAUGCCACUCAAACAGAUUCCAGUGAGAUUCUGCCAUUGAAAGAGUUGAGCUUAGCUACACAAAAUCUAGUGCAGAUUACUAAAUCCCUACAGGUGGAUUUUGGGUUCCUCAAGCAAUUGAUGCAACUGAAGUUUGAGGACCGUCUUAAAGAGGAAUCUUACAGACUCUUCACUUCUCUACAUGACAGGAUCAUGGCCAUUGAAAAACAUUACCAACAGAAUGGAGAGAGCUUACGAAAAUGCUACAAUCAGCAGCUGGCCGAUGCCAUAGGUACUAUCAAAGGAAUGUACCAGCAAUACUUUGAGGUAGAAGAAGAGAAGACAUCCCUGCAUGACGCAAUGACUGUCAAAAUGAACAUUUUGUUAAAAAGACUGAGGGAGAAAGAAGAAGUCAUUAAGGAAUUAAGAGAAGAACUAGACCAAUAUGAAGAAUAUGGAUUUCAAAGAGUUGAUUCUUUUACCAAAGAGAGCAGCCCUCUGAGAACAACUCUAGAAAAGGAAAAUUUGGAGUUCAAAACGGAAAAUGAGAGACUGCUUCAAGUCAUUUCAGAACUCGAAGAAGAAAUCCAGCUCAAUGUAAAAGAAAAUUCAGUAUUAGAAGAUGAAAUUAUAAGUCUGAAAGAGAUGGCAGAAAAGGAUCAUAAAACUAUUCAAAAGCUAAUUGAUGGCAGAGACAGAUUAAUAAGUGAGCUUGAGCUUGAAAAAUCAUUAGUUCAAGAUAUGGUUAAUAAGCAGAAAGAGGAACUUGAAAUGAGAAGAAAGUAUGACGCCAUAGUUGCCAAGAGCCCCAGAAGCACCAAGGGGAAAGAAAUCCCUUCAUCCCAGUGGCCCUCACAGAUUAAGAGUGCAGGUGUAAGUACUCUGAGGCCGCGUUCUUCCUCCGUCGGUUCAUCGCCUUCUAAGAUCAAGAGGGUCAAGAGUUCAAAGAAGACUUUAAAGGAGGAGCCACCCACGGCUACACAUGCAGGACCUGCUGUGAUGCAUGGGGAAAAGAUGCAACUAUCAGUGGCUAAGAUUGAAGAAGAGAAACGUGUUUUGGAAGAGCAAAUACAAGUAUUAAAGUCUAAGUUAGAGAAAGAGAAAAAGAAGUCAGAAAGGAUUAAAAAGGAAUCAGAACAUAUCAGCAAAAACUGGGAAAAGAAAUUCUUAAUUCUCAGAAACAGCUUUCAUGCCCUUAAGAAUGAAAUGUUUACUAGGCACACAUUAUUUCGACAGUUUGCAGUGCUGGCUGAUACAUCCUUCAAUUAUGUUAAAGUUAAACCUUUAUUUGUGCAAUCCAGAACGAACUUGGCAACAGUGAUGACAUCUGCUACAAGUGUUGAUCAUUCGCCUUCGGUAGACAUCAAGUAUGAAGAUGUAGGCAGCAAUCAGAUUUCCCUCCCACUUUCACCACAAGUGAGGUCAGAAAAUCUGGAGGAAGAAUCUCAGAAGAAGCAGUCGACGCCCCAGAACACCACAGAGAGUGACACGGCUGCUCCCAAGUAGCGGCAAAGAACACUGCGCUGCUCAGAGAGGGAUCUGGUGGGGCAGAAAGAGGGCCCUUACCACCCUGGCGUAAGGCCUGCCUCCCUGACGAGGGACACUGUCUUCAAGGCGUUUCUAACCUAACUGUACCGUCUUCAGAUGCCGCAUACUCAUUGGCGCAUCGCACUUGAAAAGAACGCGAAGUGCGCUCUCUGUGCGCGCUUUGUGCGCACCUUUCCAAACGCUUCAAGAAACCGCUGGCUCGUGCGUGGUGAGCGGGGCGCACAGACCCUGAGCCGCUGCCACAUCCAUCCGGGCACUCCCUGGGCUCAGCGGGUCGCCCCAGCGCCUUAGGGUGGGAAGGAACGAACUUCAAUUAAAACUUAAAAGCUUGAGGCACUAACCCUGUGUCAUUCCCUCUCUAAUCUACCUGGAAUCCCUGUAACGCUAAGUCAAACUGAUUUGCUGUCUACUCAUCCACCAACUGAUCCAUAAAGGCGUACCAGAAAACCUCGAAGGAGAUUUUAAAUGUCUUCCAAGGAGGUCCACUCUUA
Bubalus bubalis (water buffalo) is the source of this 2231-nucleotide messenger RNA. It is a transcript of the gene C14H10orf67, whose product is annotated as chromosome 14 C10orf67 homolog. Bases 1 to 1698 code for a protein of 565 amino acids. The record is from RefSeq and is a predicted model, not a curated record. The transcript is spliced from 17 exons. NCBI's taxonomy places the organism in Eukaryota, Metazoa, Chordata, Mammalia, Artiodactyla, Bovidae.